This is a messenger RNA of Oppiella nova, 216 nucleotides long. NCBI's taxonomy places the organism in Eukaryota, Metazoa, Arthropoda, Arachnida, Sarcoptiformes, Oppiidae. The record is from the annotation of a GenBank genome assembly.
AUGAGUCCUCAUUUGACAAAUCAUAUACUUUGUCGACUGUUUGGCUCACAUCGAGUCAACAAAUAUUUGAAUCGUUUUUCGCAAAAUCGGACGAAACGCGAGGCGGGACAGGAAUGCGGUUGUCCUCCCGACACCCCAGACAUGAGACAACACACACAACACCCCUCCGUGUAUAUACCGACUCUAACGUGUGUCCAACAAAUGGCUUAUCAGUGA